AUGAAGACCUUCUUCAUUGCAACUGUUCUCCCUGCUUUUGUGCUCGGGCUCGGGCUCAGAGAGGUUGAUGCCGUCAACCCUGACUGCACCACCACCGUCACUUUCCCUCCACUGGUCAUCUCAACACCGCCGAGCGGUCCUCCAGUCCGGACAUACACCAUUACCUGGAGCGAGCCGCCACAAGCGUGCGUCGUCAUUGAGGCAUGUCCUGAUCCGCACGCCCAAACCAAGCCGGCGACUGGGCUUCCAACAGACUUGGCUACCGCCACUGUUGUGUGCCAGGGGCCGGCGGGAACGUCGACAUUGUCCAAGCCCAUCACCAUACCCACUGGGGCUCCAGGGGGCUCUGGAGGUCCAAGUCCUGGCGGCAACCCCGCGAAUCCUCAGUCUCCGGCGAACCCCGGCGCUCCUGGUGCCCCCGCGGCUCCUGGUCCCAAGCCAACACAGAAUAGUGCAGCGCCAAACGGCGGUGACUCCACCUCUCCGGCAGUUGUUCCCGGGAGCUCGACCACUCCGGCCACUGUGGUGACUGCAGGUACUAGUCCAUUGCGCGCAACGUACCUUGGUAGUAGCAUAGCAGUUGUUCUUGUUCUCGGAAACUUUUUCCUAUGA
This is a messenger RNA of Thyridium curvatum, 612 nucleotides long. RefSeq lists its product as uncharacterized. NCBI's taxonomy places the organism in Eukaryota, Fungi, Ascomycota, Sordariomycetes, Thyridiales, Thyridiaceae. The coding region runs from base 1 to 612 and encodes 203 amino acids. The record is from RefSeq and is a predicted model, not a curated record. The transcript has a single exon.